This is a messenger RNA of Pestalotiopsis fici W106-1, 786 nucleotides long. RefSeq names its product Protein hob3. Gene Ontology annotation, biological process: actin cortical patch localization; plasma membrane tubulation; endocytosis. The record is from RefSeq and is a predicted model, not a curated record. NCBI's taxonomy places the organism in Eukaryota, Fungi, Ascomycota, Sordariomycetes, Amphisphaeriales, Sporocadaceae. Gene Ontology annotation, molecular function: protein binding; lipid binding. Gene Ontology annotation, cellular component: medial cortex; mating projection tip; Rvs161p-Rvs167p complex. The transcript is spliced from 4 exons. The coding region runs from base 1 to 786 and encodes 261 amino acids.
AUGUCGUGGGCAGGCUUCAAAAAGAAUGUCAACCGCGCAACGACGCAGGUUAUGAUGAAGACGGGCCAUGUCGAAAAGACAAACGACCGCGACUACGAGGUGGAAGAGCGCCGAUUCCGAACAAUGGAGGCUGCCUCGCUUCGCCUGCAGAAGGAAGCCAAAGGAUAUCUCGACUCCCUCAGAGCCAUGACUGCCUCGCAGAUGCGUAUCGCCGAAACCAUUGACGCAUUCUAUGGAGAUGCAGGCGCAAAGGACGGUGUGAGCAGGAGCUACAAGCAGGCAGUGGAGGAUCUCGAUGCCGAGACUAUCAAGGCGCUGGACGGACCCUACAGAACCACCGUCCUCGAGCCGAUAAAUCGAUUCUGCGCAUACUUUCCGGACGUGAAUGAGUGCAUCAAGAAACGCGGCCACAAACUACUGGAUUACGAUGCGCUGCGUGCCAAGGUCAAGAAGUUGGCCGAGAAGCCCGACAAGGACGUAACCAAGCUCCCUCGUACGGAGAAGGAGAUGGAAAUUGCCCGAGCCGCCUACGAACAGCUGAAUGAACAACUCUCGUCCGAACUCCCACAACUGAUUGACCUGAGAGUGCCAUAUCUUGACCCCAGCUUCGAGGCUCUCGUCAAGAUCCAGUUGAGAUUCUGUGCCGAAGCCUACAGUCGAAUGGCACAAGUACAGCAGUAUCUCGACGCUGACACGAGAGACCAGUACGCCAAUGGCCAACUCGAUGGACGGGUGGAGCAAGUUCUGCAGGAAAUUAGAGAACUGAGCAUUAGCGGGACUGUCUAA